Molecule: messenger RNA, 1515 nt
Organism: Letharia columbiana
Lineage: Eukaryota; Fungi; Ascomycota; Lecanoromycetes; Lecanorales; Parmeliaceae
Exons: 2
Coding region: 1-1515 (504 amino acids)
Source: RefSeq, a predicted model, not a curated record
AUGAGCGGACCCGGUUUGGGUGCCAAUGAAGCGGAAGUUUCACAACGUGACAAAGCUGACUAUCGUCUACCUUGUUCAAACGACAACGAUCAAGACCUCUUCCCUCCUUCGCCUCUCCCUGAAUCGUUACCUUCAACUCAAGACGCUCUCCCCUCAGCGUUCUCAACCUCCGUCGAGGAAUGGAUUGAUCGGAUACUCACUCCCCCAACCUCUGAAGCUUCCAGCUCUUCUACUACCUCCCACAACACCACAUCCACAUCUUCCAAGCGGAAGCGAAUUAGUUCCACAGACUGUGACGAGCUCAUCGAGCCGCAUACCUUGGUCCUAUUAUCCAGGAGGAACCUCCAAAGACAUUUAGCGGCUAUGGCACCUCCAACCACUUCCCAGACGCCAAAGAAGGGCGGUGCGGAUACGUUCUCUAACAGCACUCAAGGCACGCCAAAUGACAAGCGCACACUCCCCAAGGGACCCUCUUGGGUGAGGGAGUGUCAGAAAGGCCACAACAUUUUCCGCGAACAUGAGGUCUUUGACUGUGAGGACUAUAAAGAUUUCAAGCAGCUUGUGUCGGCCCCCUUUCAAGGCGAUCGUCAUUCUGCCGUCAAGCCAUCCUCCGCUCAGAAAUUCAAGGAAGUUCAUGAUUAUUAUAAAGAUCUCAACGAGGCGGGGUUCAAGACAGAAAUGCUGCGAUUGAUUGUGAAAAUAGAUUUUGAGAUUCAACUCGAACCGGCAACGGAAACGAGUCGGGCUGUCUACGGACCAAGUGAGAGCUGGAACAAAGGCCUUCGCGUCCAGUAUAAUCAACCUGUUAAUCGUGGCCACAUUCCUCACACCUACACUGAUCCUCAAUUCGACCAAAGAAAGGUUCGGGAUGCUUUGAAGAAGGAGGGUAUGUCAAACGCAGAGCCGGACGCAGUGUGGGGCUUUGACCCGAAGAACAUGCCUAAUUUUCAGUUCCAUCCCGACACGCGCGAGCUGAUGCUCCUUCUACCAAAACUGAACUGGCCAUUCUUUGUCAUGCAGUCCAAGCAAGCAAACGGCAACUGGGAAGAUGCCUGUAACGAGGCGACUCGCGAUGGCAUUGCCAUUGUCAGCGCCGCGCGAGAGCUCUGCGAGAAGGCUGCCAUCAAUAUCAAGACUCCUGGGCCCGAUGAGAACACUUACGUAUACUCAGCUGUGAUGGACACCAAAGUCAUGGAGUGGUACGUGCACUGGGCGGAAGUUACGGACAGUGGCGAUGUCAAAUACCAUAUGAAUACUGUCGUCGAGAACCGGGUGUUGAAGGGUGAGAACGCACUCAGCAACCUGCGCAGCCCAACCCAUAAUAUCCUGGAUUGGGGCCUCAUGAAGCGAAAGCCUGUGGUUGAAGGAUGGUAUGAGGCAAUCGCCAAGCUCGACAGACAAAGGUUCAUGAAUAAGUCAGCGCCGACUGGCACGCCUAGCACAACGACUAGCGGAUCGACCGCAGGGAGUAAGAGGCUGAGGACGCACAGCUCCUCGGCUCAGGAGGGGUUUUAG